GGGAGGGGACGAGAGAGAGCGAGCGUGAGCUGAUCGCAGGCUGCAGACGAGAGGCAACGAGUGAGAACGGGAGAGCACCAGAGGAGCAACAACAUCUGAAAGUUUUAAACCUGUGAUCGCGGUAGGUGACGCGCAGCGAGACUGGAAGUUCCUCCAACAUGUGGAAGCGAAUAAAUUCCACAUCACGGACCGCUUCAGACUAAGACAGAUUUAGGAUUCGCUGCUGAGGGAGGGCGUUCUCUGUCACAUUCUUCUAUGGGAAGGGAAGAAAUUUAAAGAUGAGAUAGGAGACAUUAAAAGAGACCAAGCUGUCCCACCUUACAAGGUGUGCAAAGAGUGAAAUGCACGGGGUGUCAAGCGGCUCUCUUUUCCCAGCUCAGAAUACUGUUUUAGUGUUCAACAGCGUUAAGACGUAAAGGUUUGGGAAAAGACUUAAAGAGCUGAAAACACAAAAGGAGAAGGACAGCUAACAUUACCUUGGGAAACAGACCUAUUUCUUCUUUGAAGUGGAUGUCAAGAGUGUCAGCUGCCUGGGAAAGUGAGGACCCCUGCUCACUUGCGGAACAUCGCACUGUGGAGCUACUAAUCGUGUUGGGAUUAUUGCCAGCUUUGGAUUUUAUAAGAACAAAGAUCAUCUUCGUUUGGCUUUUACGGGAUGCAGGAUCUUGUGUGCCGCCCCUGAACUGUCUCACCCUACCCUGUGCCCUUGCCUGUGGGACCCAGUGACCAUGCUGACCGAGUCUCCCAGACCAGAAAGAUUAGAGCCCCGACCUACACUCAAGCCCGCUGUAUGCUCAGCAGCACCCUGUCUCAGCCAGCCAUGGCACAGCUCGAGGCUAACAGCUCACACGCAGGCAAAGUGUCUGAGCUUCAGCUGAAAUGGGCUGCCUUGCUCAUUGUCAUGGUCAUCAUCCCCACGAUCGGAGGAAACAUCCUGGUCAUUCUCGCUGUGUCGCUGGAGAAAAAGCUGCAGAAUGCUACCAACUACUUUCUAAUGUCACUUGCUGUAGCCGAUCUGCUGGUGGGACUCCUAGUGAUGCCCAUUGCAUUGGUCACUGUUCUCUACAACUCUGGAUGGCCUCUUCCUGAGUUUCUCUGCCCCAUCUGGCUCUUCCUUGAUGUGCUUUUUUCUACUGCAUCCAUCAUGCACCUUUGUGCCAUUUCACUGGAUCGCUACAUUGCCAUCAAGAAGCCGAUUCAACACAGCCAGUACAAAUCCAGAGCAAAAGCGCUGGUCAAGAUCGCACUGGUGUGGCUCAUAUCCAUUUGUAUUGCAAUUCCAAUUCCUAUUAGGGGCCUUAAGAACUACCACCUUCCCAACAACAUCACCUUCAACAGCAACCACACGUGCCUGCUGAAACCAACCACCUUCUGGGAUUUUAUCAUAUUUGGCUCUUUAUCAGCAUUCUUCAUCCCUUUGACUAUCAUGAUGGUCAUCUAUCUACUCACUGUCCAUGUGUUGCGCAAAAAGGUUUAUUUGCUCAGGUCAAAGGUCACUCAGCGUUUUAGCUCUCUGGCGGUGUCCACAGUUUUUCAAAGGGAGCAGUCUAUGGCUUCAACUGAAGCCGAGCAAAUGAAUGUGCUGGACAGCAGACUUCCCCGGAUGCAGGAAAAGCCAAAUGCAGGCACCACGAUCGCUCACACGCCAUACGAACAGUCCUUUCGCAGGAUGUCAACUAUGGGCAAGAAGUCCAUGCAGACUCUGAGCAACGAGCAGCGUGCAUCCAAGGUACUGGGCAUAGUCUUCCUCCUGUUUGUAGUCAUGUGGUGCCCUUUCUUUAUUACAAAUAUCACCUCAGUGCUAUGCAAAGGGUGUGAUCCCAACGUCAUUGCCCAGCUCAUGGAGAUCUUUGUUUGGGUGGGUUACGUGUCAUCAGGUAUUAACCCGCUGGUCUACACCCUAUUCAACAAAACUUUCAGGCAGGCGUUCACACGUUACAUCACCUGUAAUUACAGGAGCUGUGCCAGUAACCUGUCAGGAGGACAUCUGAGGCCAUCAACUGCAGAGUGGACUCUAACAAGGAUUUCAAUCAAAUCUUCCAUGGCAGAGAACUCUAAGCUAUUCAUGAAACGGGGAAUGAAGAACGGCAUUGGAGCUGUGGCCUACCAAAGUCCGCUGAGGUGUCGGCAACCACCUGUACAGUCAUCUAGUGGUGUUGUGCUAGACACAAUACUUCUGACUGAAAAUGAAGAUGAUAAGCAGGAGGAACAUGUUAGCUGUGUAUAGACUAUGGACACGCAAAGCAAAUGAAUAUAAAUCGGGGGUGGGGUGGGGGUGGGGGGGGUACUUAAAGUGGAUAAAAUUUAUGUUGCAAAUUUGAGUUCUUUCAAGACAAAGGCUUGUCACGAACAGAUGUUUCUGUCAAUUGGAUACAUUUAAUGGCAAGACAACAAACCCCAAACUGUUCAUAGUCUUUUGUAGCGCACACCUAGAGGGCAAAACACCAAAAUGCUGGCUAACUCAGAGCAUCAGAGCACCAGAGAACUCGUUUUUAAUAUGUUACAAGCUGCAAAUGUCCAGAUCAACUUUCAAAAACACUGAUAUUUAAAAUACUGCAUGUUUUUCCAUACUUGUAAAGUGUACAUUGCACAAGCUGCAGUCCAUUUGGCAAUAUUUGCAAUAUGUAACAAUAUCCCCCCAGUGCACUUACACUGCCACCAGCACAUACACAAAAAACCCCAAAACAAAAACAACAGUAGGUGCAGGUCUAUCUAUUUUUGAUUGAGAUGGGUCACUAAUGCCACGUUUGGAAGGUGAAACUCAUCUGUUAAGCUUAUAAUAAUGUAAUAUAAUUUAGCCUUUGGUGGGAUUUGGCUGCUGUUUUUGUACGGCAGCCUCAGGAGAGGUGUGUUAGCAUUUAGUGCCAUUAUCUUUACUUGCCCAGCAGCUGUAAACAACUGAGCGGCUUGUGAACAUUAGCUGGCAUUUUGGUUUAAUAACUCUGGUGAAAGUAAAGCACAUGAAGUCUAAGGAAGGCUUGUUUUGCCCUCCAGGGUUCAAGGUGGUGACCUCACUUAGAAACUAGUAAGUGAUCGCUAAUGUUUGUUUACAUCAGUUACACAAGGAUCUAUUUUCAACUAUGAACACUACAUCCACAAAGUUCAGGACAUCAUGAUGACCUGGAAACUCCCUGAAUGCAGCAUACAGUACAUUUCCUAUUCUGAUGCUUUCAACUUUUGCUGUCUAAAUAUGCUGUAAACCAUCUACAUGCUUAUAUUUUGUCAAGACAACACAGACAGACAUAAACGCCUUGCACUCUUGAAACGAUACUUAAUGUAUUUGCUGGACCUUUGAAAAGCACUCUUGUACGUGUAUCGCAGCCUGCUGUUUUGACAUGUUAAAAAGAUGUCCACUUAAAAAGAUUGUACAUAGAAAAUGUUCACUUUAAAUGGAAAUCUACAUGUGUUUAAUAAAAUAUUUCUUGUGUUCCUGAUAAAA
This is a messenger RNA of Maylandia zebra (zebra mbuna), 3439 nucleotides long. It is a transcript of the gene htr2b, whose product is annotated as 5-hydroxytryptamine (serotonin) receptor 2B, G protein-coupled. Gene Ontology annotation, biological process: serotonin receptor signaling pathway; G protein-coupled receptor signaling pathway, coupled to cyclic nucleotide second messenger; release of sequestered calcium ion into cytosol. The record is from RefSeq and is a predicted model, not a curated record. Lineage: Eukaryota; Metazoa; Chordata; Actinopteri; Cichliformes; Cichlidae. Gene Ontology annotation, molecular function: neurotransmitter receptor activity; G protein-coupled serotonin receptor activity. Gene Ontology annotation, cellular component: plasma membrane; dendrite.